Leguminivora glycinivorella is the source of this 1275-nucleotide messenger RNA. RefSeq names its product phenoloxidase-activating enzyme-like. Lineage: Eukaryota; Metazoa; Arthropoda; Insecta; Lepidoptera; Tortricidae. The coding region runs from base 78 to 1079 and encodes 333 amino acids. The transcript is spliced from 6 exons. The record is from RefSeq and is a predicted model, not a curated record. Gene Ontology annotation, biological process: proteolysis. Gene Ontology annotation, molecular function: serine-type endopeptidase activity.
UAUCGAGAAACUAAGUAAAUACUUUGUUUUGCAAGUUUAAUCGUCUCCUGGAUGGACAUUGGACGUGUUCUGUGACCAUGAACUGGUUUUUAGUCAUAUCCGUUGUGUUUAUUUUAAGUGAUUUAGUUUAUUCAGAAAAUUGUGAAUUGUCUGAUUUACCACCUAAACCAGACAGUGGAUGCUGUGGUCGCGCCGUUCGAGGAAACGUAACAAGUGGCUCCAUAGCUCAAAUCGGGGAAUACCCAUGGAUGGGCAGCGUGGAAUAUCGCAAAAAGGAUGGUACAAUCAAGCUGCUUUGCAGUGCCGUCCUCAUCAGCGGGAAAUACGCGCUUUCUGGUGCUAAAUGCUUUUCUGAAUUGGCAUUGAAGAUCGGCAGGCCAGUAAAUGUACGUGUAGGAGACUAUGACGUCAACAACGAUGGGCCGGACUGUGUAGAUGCUGCUGACGGACAAAUUUGUACUGACGGAGCGAUUUCCAUACCUAUCGAGAAAUUUACAGUGCAUCCCGACUAUAAUAGUAGAAACAAUGAUCGUCACAAUGACAUAGUCUUGAUAAAGCUUGCCAAAAUGGCUCCGUACACAGAUUUCGUCCGUCCGAUUUGCAUGCCAUCCAUCGACAUCGUACAGAAGGCACCAAAGAAGCUGUACAUGACGGUAGCUGGGUGGGGAGCGGUGAACGCAACCGUGACAACAAGUAACGUGUUGCGACGGGUUCACGUACCUUAUGUAGACUUUUAUCUUUGCAGACAUUUGUACAACCAAACGCGGUUCAAACAUCUUCAGCUGUUUGAAGGGCAGCUUUGCGCCGGCAGUAAGAACAGAGACUCCUGCCAAGGCGACUCGGGAGGUCCCCUUAUGUUGCUAAAAGGGAAAACUACAGAGUUGGCUGGCAUAGUGAGCUUUGGUCCAAAACCUUGCGGACUAGGAGAUAUUCCUGGAGUGUAUACUAAUGUAUUUACUUACUACGAUUGGAUAAAGACUAUAAUUGAAGAUGAGCAAUCAAAGAAACAAACAGAAACAAGAAUAGAAACGACAACGGAAAAGGAACUUUACUCCGACCUGAUUGUUUUCAGAGAGUGAGCUGAUGUUCGUCAAGUUAAAAGCUUAAAAAAAGGUAUUCAUUGUAAGUUGUACCUCAGUAAAAUUAAACAGAAAAACAUGGACAGAAGUUAUUUUUAAAUCCAAUUUAUAUUUAAUAAGUCAGGUAGAAAUAUAUAAAUUAACUGAGACCGUUACGUCACUCAAUUCGAUUUCAUAUAAAUUCCAUAUUAGCAAG